AUUCUAAGCAACCUUUCUAACGCACCUAUGCUUCAAAUUCCUUUAUUUUUAAUUUUUUUAACCAUAUACCUAUUUGCUCUUGUUGGAAACUGCACAAUAAUCAUUAUCAUAAUUAAGCAUCCGCACCUCCAGACACCUAUGUACUUCUUUAUUGGAAAUUUAGGAAUAUUGGAUAUCUUUUACAUCUCAACAACUGUCCCUAAAAUGUUGGUCAAUUUUCUAAGAGCAAGAAAAUCUAUCUCAUUUGUUGGAUGUGUACUCCAGCUUUAUUUUUAUCUUGUAAUGGCUGCUACAGAAUCCACUCUUCUCUCCACCAUGGCCUAUGAUCGAUUUGUGGCUAUAUGUAAACCAUUAAGAUAUCUUGCAAUCAUGAAUCAGAAAUUUUGUUUACAGUUGGCCACAUACUCCUGGAUUAUCGGGUUUAUCUAUUCUGCCAUACAUACUUUUCACACCUUUCAAUUAAACUUCUGCAGAUCCAAUAUAAUUGAUCACUUUUACUGUGACAUUCCACCACUCUUGAAGAUUUCAUGCUCUGAUACUAUUACUAGUGAGAUUGUGGUCUAUGUAGUUGGAGGGCUGUUAGUUUUGAUUUGUUUUCCACUUAUUAUUGUCUCUUAUGUGUUCAUAAUUCAAAAUAUCUUGAGAAUACCAUCUGCUAGAGGACGCAGUAAAACAUUCUCCACCUGCAUAUCUCACCUAUUGUCAGUCAGUCUGUUUUAUGUUAGUGGUAGUUUUGCAUAUUUCCGACCCAUGUCUUUAAAUGCUAUGGCUCAAUAUAAGAUUAACGCUGUGUUUUACACUAUCAUACCCCCGAUGAUUAAUCCACUAAUAUACAGCCUGAGAAACAAGGAGUUAAAAAAGGCAUUAAGAAAGGUGCUGCAGCAGCAGCAGCAGCAGUAG
This is a messenger RNA of Spea bombifrons (plains spadefoot toad), 900 nucleotides long. Its product is annotated as olfactory receptor 5I1-like. Gene Ontology annotation, biological process: G protein-coupled receptor signaling pathway. The transcript is spliced from 2 exons. Gene Ontology annotation, cellular component: membrane. Gene Ontology annotation, molecular function: olfactory receptor activity; G protein-coupled receptor activity. NCBI's taxonomy places the organism in Eukaryota, Metazoa, Chordata, Amphibia, Anura, Pelobatidae. The record is from RefSeq and is a predicted model, not a curated record. The coding region runs from base 28 to 900 and encodes 290 amino acids.